AUGAGACUUAUCUUUCUUGUCGCCACCCUCGCGCAGGCAUCUGCCGCCAUAGGGGGCUUGCAACAUCCCCUGCAGAGUCUACAUUCUAGGCCAGACUACCCAUCACGAUUGAUCAACCUACAUAAAUCACUCGUCGAAAGACCCUCUAUCACAGGCUCCGAAAAGAAUGUGACUGAGUUCUUGACAGCCUAUCUCCAGGAUGCUGGUUUCACAGUUGAAACUCAACCUCUCGAAAACAACCAAGAAAACAUCUUGGCCUACUUCAACAGCUCAAGGCAAACCCGAGUCCUCGUCACCUCGCAUUUGGAUACCGUCCCUCCAUACUGGCCCUAUGAGAGACAUGGUGAUGUGAUACGAGGGCGAGGAACAGUUGAUGCCAAAGGCAGCGUGGCAGCCCAAGUCAUUGCCGUUGAAUCGCUCCUUGACGGUAACCGAAUCACUGAGGGUGACGUGGCCUUGCUCUUCGUGGUGGGAGAGGAAAAGGGAGGCCCUGGAAUGCGGGAUGCAAACGAUCUCGGCCUCUCUUGGGAGACAGUCAUCUUUGGAGAGCCCACAGAACUCAAGCUUGCUCGUGGGCAUAAGGGAGGAUUGGGGUUCACUGUAAAGGCGAACGGCAAGGCCGGUCACUCGGGAUACCCUGAAACCGGUUCAAAUGCCAUCGAUAGCCUUGUUCGUGGACUUGGUGCCCUUCAACGUCUCGAGCUCCCUUGGAGCGAGGAGUUUGGCAACAGCACCCUUAACAUUGGGAAGAUUGAGGGUGGUGUUGCCGGGAACGUGAUUCCCGCCAGUGCAUCUGCGAUAGGCGGAGUAAGAGUAGCAGCCGGAACCCCGGACGAGGUGCGAGACUUGAUUCGUCGUGCUGUCUUGGAGAGCGACCCGAACCUUGAAGUCGAGUUUUCUACAUACGGCAUUGGGCCCGUGCCAAUCGAUUACGAUAUUGAUGGCUUUGAGACAAUAGUACUCAGUUACGGAACUGACAUUCCAAAUCUGAAGGGAAGUCACAAGCGGUACCUUUAUGGACCUGGAACCAUUCUCAACGCUCAUUCAGCUCAUGAGUUUUUGACCGUCUCGGAUCUUGAAGAGGCAGUCCGGGGGUACCGGGCUAUUAUUAGGCACGCACUCGGCGGAAAUUCUCAUUGA
Molecule: messenger RNA, 1140 nt
Organism: Fusarium keratoplasticum
Lineage: Eukaryota; Fungi; Ascomycota; Sordariomycetes; Hypocreales; Nectriaceae
Product: M20-dimer domain-containing protein
Exons: 2
Coding region: 1-1140 (379 amino acids)
Molecular function (GO): hydrolase activity
Source: RefSeq, a predicted model, not a curated record